Microsporum canis CBS 113480 is the source of this 1674-nucleotide messenger RNA. RefSeq lists its product as uncharacterized. The record is from RefSeq and is a predicted model, not a curated record. NCBI's taxonomy places the organism in Eukaryota, Fungi, Ascomycota, Eurotiomycetes, Onygenales, Arthrodermataceae. Bases 1 to 1674 code for a protein of 557 amino acids. The transcript has a single exon.
AUGGAGAUUCCCAUGGGCUAUAAUUGGAAUUUAGAAGACAUUGAUCUCGAUUGGGAUAUAGAAGGGCAAAUAUUGACAGUCGUGGGCCAGACAGGUCUAGCCGGUGACGUGUAUGCACAGGGUGCAACGCCGGCCGUGGACCAUUUGGCAGGAGUUGAUGUUUCUGUUCUCACUGCUAUGGCUGCCAUCACUGCCUCUGGAGCAGUAGGACAAGUCCAGCAGCCAGUUGCAGUUAAUUAUUUCCUGGCUCUGCCUAUUCAUAUCCGUCAAAACAUUUAUAGGAUGCUGCUCGACUGUGAAGUCACGAUGAAGCAUCAAAUCAAUGAAGAAUGGGACACCAUUGAGGUCAUUGAUGACAUGGCCGACUCUGACACUCCGACGGACUGGGUCUGGUCCAUGUGUCCACGCCUGACUAAAUACAACUUUAGCACUUCGAUCUUGCAGGUGAACAAUCAGAUCUAUCGGGAGGCGGCUCCUUUCCUGGGCCGACGCAAUCUAUGGGUUCUCCUCCGCAUUGAAGACAGGAUGAUUGCUCAAGGGAUGGAAGAUAUGGGCUGUGCCAUUCCUGUUCCUGGAGACUGGAAUCUCGCUGGCCUGGGUGAGCUUUCCGGCGACGUGAACUACUUUGCAAUCGACAUCACUGUCGGAAGAGAGCCACAUGCGAACCCAGCGCGACAGCAGUUUUUCAUCAUGGCUGUGGACGGGGUCUGGGAUCUGGUGGCCAUGUUGAUUUCAUACUGCGAGGUACCAUGGAACAUCGUCAUUCGGGUCAAAGUCGACCACCACUUCUCCCAUGCGCGGAUGCAGGGUGUCCUGAGCCGCAUUGCCGACAUGCUCGAACCACUCCGCAUCCUCGAGCCAGGCGAUGAAGCUCGUCGCGCGACUAUCGUGGUUGACGACAUCAAAUUUGGUCUUUCGGUAACUCCGCUUAACCACCUGCAAACCCGCUUCGAGGACAACGAGCUGAUCCGGAUGCUGAGGAACUAUCUGCCUUGUUUCAACUCCGACGUGAACAAGGUCGACUGGCGCCGUGAAGAGGUCAAGAUGGCCGAAUGGAGCUUCUUCUUCAUCAAUGGAAUCAACAAGUACGGCAUCUCCCCGGACUUCCCCAAGUUCUGGCGAGACACUCUCUGCAUGGCUCACACACGACUGGUGGCCAUCAAGCUGGGUAUCGAUGCCACAGACGAGGCCGCAUUCCACAUGCAGCGUGCCAGUGACCUGCUGGAGAUGCACGAAGCCCGACUCUGGUGGUAUCGGGCCCUGCUAGCUCACAUGGGAGACUGGGAGGACACGCUCAGCAAGAGCGCCAACGAAGAGAUCCUCGAUGCCAUCUGGUGUCUCUCCAAGAACGAAGACAAGCAGUGGUUCAACCUGUUCUGGCUCCACGGCAAAGGCAACGAAGAAAACGCACGCCGCAUCGUCCUGACCGUCGCUCACAAGAUGGAGGCCGUCCGCUUGAUGGCAGGGAACGGACCAGACAGCGUCAACGAGCGACCCAAGAUCUUCCACCGUCUCAUGGGAACGCAUGGACAGAGACUGGCAGAUAGUCUCCAGCCGGAGGAGAUGGACGAGCACAACCUGUCGAUGCGAGUCUUUCGAGUCUCAAACAACUCGCCAGAAAGCCUGCAGGUCCUCUGCUAUUACAACAAGAUCAACUUCUGGAGUUUGGUCUGA